AUGGUAUAUAUUCAAUGUAAUGACGAUUCGACCAAGAGUUCACUAAAGUUAUCAUCAAUACCACUUAAUUUUUUUAGUAUCUUUUUGAAAUUCGUAGACUCAAAAUGCACAAUACCUGAAAAUGACUCUUUUUGGUUUAACAUCGCCAACUCCAAUAUUUCAUCGAUACCUACGUCUGUACUAGACUUUUUCCUAAAGAAAACGCUUAAAUUCUGCCUUACAAGAAAUAUAACAAACAAUAAUAUUACACAAUAUUUCAUCUUCAUUCACAAGCUCAUAAAUCAAUUUAAGGAAUCAAUCCUCACAAAAAAUGAAUAUAUUAUCACAUUAAGUCAAUUUCACUCCAUAUUAUUACUAACUAGAACCUUGUUUUACAUAUUGUCUAUGCAUAUAACGGUCAUCGAGCUUAUAUUUCAUUUGGAUUAUUCAAAAUACUAUGAUGAUACUAUUUUUUCUGAUAAUAAUGGCGUUACAAUUAUAUGUAUAAACGAAAGCAUUUGGUUAGAUCCCAAAGAAAUAAAUUUGGAUACUGAUCUAUAUCACUUAAUUAUAAAUCAUCAUAAAUGGACUAAACAGACUAAGGAACUAUUUGUUGAUGGUUUCUGUCUGAUAGAUUCAGAAUACUGUAUACAUUCAAUCAAAAAUGCACUUAAACAGAUAAUUUACACAAGAGAUUUAACACUAAUCAUUGUACCCUUCACUCUACAUAUGUAUUCUCUAAUCAAAUUAUUAUUUGAUGAUAUGAUGGCAUUUAUCAUGUUGGAAAGUGAAUCAUUGAGUGUCAUUAAAUGUAAAAAUUUUAUGCUUGAAAUUUUAAACAUUUUAUCUUCAAUAAUCCUAAAUUCAUCCUUCAUGGACAAGGAAAGUAUGUUAUCACUCUCAUCCAUUGAGAUUCCGCCAACAAAUCACACAUCUUCAGGCACCGGAUUACUUUUUUAUGAUUAUUUGAUAUUGAAAUUUGAAGAAGCUAAAGUAUGCGGUAAUAAUGGUAGUCAGUUAUUGUAUAAGUCUGAUAAUCCUAAAUUUAUAUUCCAACAUCAGUCUCAUAAUAUUGAAUUUCUGACUCAUUUAAACGGGGAACUCGCCAGAUAUCAUAAUCACCCAUACAAAAUAGAUUGUACUAACCCAAUUAUAAGUGAAUAUUGCAAAUUAUUGUUAUUUACAUUGAUCAAUUACUCACAUAAAACUGAUGUAUCAUUCAACUUAAAUACCGAUUGUUUUAUAUUAAUACUAAUAAAAUUAAUUCAAAAUGGUUCUAUUUGCGUACAAAUAGAAACAGUACAUUGCAUAUUUGAUUACUUGAAUAAAUUGUUAUUGAAAUCUCAAUGCAGAUGUUGGGUGGUUGUGGAUGUGGCUAUUGCAGCGUUGUUUAUUGUUGACAAGAUAAUUUGUUCUGACCCCAUAAUUAAUAAUAACAUAAAAUACAAUCUGGAAAUUGUUCUUGAUUGGAUGAUCUCGAAUGUUGAGAGUAUUUGCAACAUAAAUCUACAAUUAUACCUAUCGAAAGUUUACUUCAAGUUGGUAAAUACUGACAUGUGCGAAGAUAUAAAUCAACACAUUACCCAAUGGAUAAAAUUGCUCAAAUUAUAUGAUAAUUUAAAUAUGCGGCUGAGAAAAGCUCCUCCUUGUUCUGAUCAUGAUUUGGUACUUGGAUGGAUUUGCCUAACAUUUUCCAUACAUAGCAUCAUGUUCCAUUAUAUGAUAACACAAUCAUACACAAAAGAAACGCGAAAAACUGUGAUAAAAAAUGUAGCGAAUGUUAUAGAUAAAUUGGCGUUAGUGCAAUAUGAAGAGAUAGAUGUGCCAAAAGAGUAUAAUGUAUUAAUUGAUUUAAAAAUGGUUAAAGAGGCGUGCAAACAACUAGAUAAAAUGCUACAAAUAGUUAAAUCAAAUUUUGAAAUGAAAUUUAACCCAACGGAUUAUUGUUUUGAUUAUUCAAUCCUACAUUCAUGCAAUGUCGAUGUAAAUUACUUUAAACCUUUGCUUUGGUCAGUUUUCACUUCACUGUUGAACUCUAAAGAGGCAUGUAUAACCAUUUGA
Messenger RNA from Babesia microti strain RI, 2040 nucleotides. RefSeq lists its product as hypothetical. Bases 1 to 2040 code for a protein of 679 amino acids. The record is from RefSeq and is a predicted model, not a curated record. The transcript has 3 exons. Lineage: Eukaryota; Apicomplexa; Aconoidasida; Piroplasmida; Babesiidae.